This is a messenger RNA of Dufourea novaeangliae, 891 nucleotides long. RefSeq names its product DNA repair protein XRCC4-like. Gene Ontology annotation, cellular component: DNA-dependent protein kinase-DNA ligase 4 complex; nucleus; DNA ligase IV complex. Gene Ontology annotation, biological process: response to X-ray; DNA recombination; double-strand break repair via nonhomologous end joining. The record is from RefSeq and is a predicted model, not a curated record. The transcript has 2 exons. The coding region runs from base 1 to 891 and encodes 296 amino acids. Gene Ontology annotation, molecular function: DNA binding. Lineage: Eukaryota; Metazoa; Arthropoda; Insecta; Hymenoptera; Halictidae.
AUGACAAAAAUAAUUGGACGCGAACUUUUUAAUCAAAUUGAUAAAAAAUAUUAUACACUCUAUGUAGAAUGGCUUGAAUCAUAUUUUAAAGUAAUAUUGUUAGAACCAACAAUGUUGCCAUUAUGUGGUAAGAUGGAUAUUAAAGAGAUGAAUUAUUUUUGCAAAGAACUAGACCAAUCAUUUGAACAAUAUGUUCAUAAAACUAAGGACAUACUUUGUGGGAAAAAUACAGAGAUUCUAUUUCUUAUUGACGACACAACCUUACGAUGGAAGGAUAAUAUGUGGAUUCUCGGAAGAAUCAAUUUAAACCCUAUUUCCGACAUUAAAGUUAUCUCAGAAAGCUUUCAACAAUCUUUGAAGUUUUAUCAAAAUAUUCAGGGCAGAUUAUUAAAUAAACUCGAAGAAGAAAAUAAAAAUUUAAAGGAUACUAAAGCAAAGUUAACAUCAGAUAUAGAAAAAAUUAUAGAAACCAAAACUACUAUGGAGCAGGAUAUGUAUAAAAAAUUUAUCCUAAUAUUAAAUUCUAAGAAAAGGAAGAUACGGGAAAUACAGAAUGCUAUUAAAGAGAAGCAUGACACUAAAGAAUCAGUUUUUGAUGUAUGUACAGAUGAAAGUGAAGCCUCAGAUGAAGAAAAUAAGAAAAGCAAGUUCAUUGAUAAUAAGAAUUUUCCAGCUAUACAAAGGACUACGGUAACCAAUCAAAAAUCUAGUCAUGAAGCAUUUACUAAUAAAGAUUGCACUGAAAAUACCAUAAAAGUUCAAGAAAAUUGUACAAAGAGAGAAGAUGAUUGCACACUAGCAAAGCUGGGUUGUACAUCUGGCACCAAAAAAUCAAGAAGCAGUUUAAAUUUUAUAGAAGAAGAAUCAGAGGAAGAAUUAUUCUCUCAAUGA